Molecule: messenger RNA, 1628 nt
Organism: Alnus glutinosa
Lineage: Eukaryota; Viridiplantae; Streptophyta; Magnoliopsida; Fagales; Betulaceae
Product: probable inactive patatin-like protein 9
Exons: 2
Coding region: 309-1466 (385 amino acids)
Biological process (GO): lipid metabolic process
Source: RefSeq, a predicted model, not a curated record
CUACCUGAAACCUGUAUGUUUUCAGUCUCAUUUACUCAAAGCACACAGAGUGAGGGAGAGAGAGAGAGAGAGAGAGUGAGCGUAUUGUUCAGGCAUGCAUUAAUGCCUCUCAGCGGCAAAGCGUGAUUACCUCUUUCUUUCCUUUGUUUCUUAUUUCCAUCGCAGACACUCUCACGCUCACUCGCAAGAGACUGCAACACAAACAAAAUCAUAUAAUCAUAAAUCCCUAAGACCUUUCCCUCUCUAAAGCUAUACGGCGCAGAGAUAUAGAGACUGAGAGAAAUAGAGACUGAGAGAAAGAGAGGAAUAUGGACCUGAGCAAGGCCACGCUGGAGAUCUUCACCAAGCUGGAGCAGAAAUGGCUCUCGCACUGUGAGAACACAAAGAAGACUCGCAUUCUCAGCAUCGACGGCGGCGGAACCACCACCAUUGUCGUCGGUUCCGCCCUUAUCCACCUCGAGGACCAGAUCCGUCUCAAGACCGGCGAUUCCCGCGCCCGAAUCGCCGAUUUCUUCGACCUCAUUGCCGGAACCGGCGUCGGCGCCCUCCUCGCCGCCAUGCUCUCAGCCGCCGACGCCUCCGGCCGCCCUCUCUUCUCCGCCAGAGAAGCCGUCAAUCUCAUUUCCGCAAGAAACUCGGAACUCUUCAAACUCCGCCUAGCCGGGAUGUUUCGCCGGCGCCGGAGAUACUCCGGCAAGAGCAUGGACAAGGUGCUCAAGGAAGUGUUCAAGAGAGAGGACGGCACCGUCUUGACCUUGAAGGACACCUGUAAGCCUCUCCUUAUUCCUUGCUUCGACCUCAAGAGCUCGGCUCCCUUCGUGUUCUCCCGAGCCGACGCUUCCGAGUCACCGAGCUUUAACUUCGAGCUCUGGAAGGUGUGCCGCGCCACGUCAGCAACGCCGAGCCUCUUCAAACCGUUCAACCUAACGUCCGUCGACUGCAAGACCUCCUGCUCCGCCGUAGACGGCGGCCUCGUCAUGAACAACCCGACGGCCGCCGCCGUAACUCACGUGCUCCACAACAAGCGUGAUUUCCCGUCCAUUAACGGCGUCGAGGAUCUGUUAGUCCUAUCGUUAGGUAACGGCGCGUCGAGCGGUGGUGACCGUGGACAAAAACUCCGUCAUAACGGCGAGUGCUCGACGUCCUCGGUGGUCGACAUUGUGCUCGAUGGAGUUUCCGAGACCGUGGAUCAGAUGUUGGGGAACGCCUUUUGCUGGAACCGCACGGACUAUGUUAGAAUUCAGGCGAACGGUUUGGCAAGGGAAAUAGAGGUGGGGCCGAGAAUGGAGGUGUUGAAGGAGAGAGGGGUGGAGUCGUUACCGUUUGGCGGAAAGCGGUUAUUGACGGAGACUAACGGACAGAGGAUCGAGAGCUUCGUGCAACGCCUAGUUGCUUCGGGGAGGAGCAGCCUUCCUCCCAGUCCCUGCAAGGAUUCCGCCGUUAGCCCCCUCGCAACUGGCCGUUAGUUUUAGGUUUUUUUUUUUUUCUUUAAUUUUUUUUGUUAAGAGACAUUGGAGCCAAGCUCAGGUCCACCGGAUUGUCUCUGUUUCCGAGUUAAAUAGCAGUUAAAAUAAUAACUUGUUCAGCUCUUCUCUCUCUCUGUCUGUGAAGUGCUUAAUUAGCUUUGA